UAGUCGUCGUCGGCCGGCCCUCGUUAAUUUAUGCUCGCGCUUCUCUUUAGUUGCCUUGCAAGUCUCGUGCUGUUUGAUCGCCGAAGCGCGCGUAAUUCCAAGAAAAAAUCCCACUGCCUAACCACCGGGUUGAGGUUGAGAGUUGCAAAGUUCCGUCGGAAUCGGAAUCGGAAGCCGCUCGUGUCGUCGCUGGUUUCGCAGUGAUGAAGUGCAGCCUUUGGGCCAACUUCCAAGUGAUUAAGAUUAACAGAGAAUAACUACAGCCUCUAGGCCGUUGUAAAUAUAAGUGUGCAAUUGUAUCGACUCUGAUGCACUAAUCCUAAGCCAAAGCCAGUUUGUUAUACGGUGCAACGUCAUUUUAGAUUAUAAGUUAUCAAUAAGUGGAUUACGUGGAUUCGGACAAUGGAUAUGUCCAGCGCCAACUCACUGCGUCCCCUAUUCGCGGGGUAUCCCUUUCAGGGACAAGGUCGCGUCAACCAGCUCGGGGGCGUCUUUAUCAAUGGUCGCCCGCUGCCCAAUCACAUUCGCCUAAAGAUCGUGGAAAUGGCGGCCAGUGGAGUUCGGCCCUGUGUGAUUUCGCGCCAGCUUCGCGUCUCCCACGGCUGCGUUUCGAAGAUCCUGAACCGAUACCAGGAGACGGGAUCCAUCAGACCCGGUGUGAUUGGGGGAUCCAAGCCCAAGGUGACCUCGCCGGAGAUUGAGACGCGGAUCGAUGAGCUGCGCAAGGAGAACCCCGGGAUAUUCAGUUGGGAGAUACGCGAGAAGCUGAUCAAGGAGGGCUUUGCGGAUCCACCGUCAACGUCAUCUAUCAGUCGCUUGUUGCGGGGAAACGAUCGAGGCAGCGAAGAUGGUCGAAAGGACUAUACUAUACAUGGAAUUCUUGGAGGCCGCGACUCCGACAUAAGUGACACGGAGUCGGAGCCUGGGAUUCCGCUGAAACGCAAGCAGCGUCGCUCCCGCACCACCUUCACCGCCGAGCAACUGGAGGCCCUGGAGCGGGCCUUUGCUCGCACCCAAUACCCCGAUGUGUACACGCGUGAGGAGCUGGCCCAGACCACGGCCCUGACCGAGGCCCGCAUCCAGGUGUGGUUCUCCAACCGCCGUGCGCGUCUCCGCAAGCACUCGGGCGGCUCGAGCUCCGGCCUCUCGCCCAUGAACAGUGGCAGUGGCUCCAGCGUGGGCGUGGGAGUCGGACCCAGUGGAGGGACGGCGCCUCUGGGCUUCGGCCCCCUCGGAGUUGGCUCGAUGGCUGGCUACAGUCCUGCGCCGGGCACGACCGCAAAUGGAGCCGGCAUGAACGAUGGCGUUCACCAUGCCGCCCACGCCCCCAGUUCCCACCACAGUGCCGCGGCGGCUGCAGCAGCGGCCCACCAUCACACGCAGAUGGGUGGCUACGACUUGGUCCAGAGUGCGGCGCAACACGGAUUUCCCGGCAGCUUUGCUCAGCCCGGACACUUUGGUAGCCAGAACUACUACCAUCAAGACUACUCGAAGCUGACCAUUGACGACUUCUCCAAGCUAACCGCAGAUAGCGUCUCAAAGAUCUCGCCCUCGCUGCACCUGAGCGACAACUACUCGAAGCUGGAGACCCCCUCGAACUGGCAGGCGGCCUACCAUCUCAACCAGUCGGCGGUGGCGGCCGCCAACUACAACGCCCACGUAGCCCAGCACCAGCAUCUGAAUGACUACGCCGCUGCAGCGGCUCACGGCAAUGCGGCUGCCGCUGCUGCCUACAACCACCCUCUGCCGGCGCAGGGUCAGGCCAAGUACUGGUCAUGAACUGGCUAGUGGAGAGCCAUUCAGUUUUCGCAUUAGUUUUAUGUAAUUCAAUUAUCAGCAGAGGCACAUGUAGAUGUUAGGCAACUAUUUAUACACCCCAAAACGUGAAUAUGGAAAAUAUCGGCUUGGCUAUAAUUUAGGAUUACUUCGCUUACUGCAUGUGCAUUAUAUGGCUUUUAUAGGCGCAUUAAGGCUGGCAACGUUUCCAUACAAUCAUUAUAAACACAUAGCUAGGUAACAAUGUAUAUUUAUUAAACUAAGUAAUGAGAUAUUGUUGAGUAGAGUACGCCGGAAUCCAACGAUGUAGAAGCUACUUGUGAGCAAAAACAAAAGACGACAUAUGUAAA
This is a messenger RNA of Drosophila takahashii, 2126 nucleotides long. RefSeq names its product paired box protein gooseberry-neuro (gene gsb-n). Gene Ontology annotation, biological process: regulation of transcription by RNA polymerase II; anatomical structure development. Gene Ontology annotation, molecular function: DNA-binding transcription factor activity, RNA polymerase II-specific; RNA polymerase II cis-regulatory region sequence-specific DNA binding. The record is from RefSeq and is a predicted model, not a curated record. Lineage: Eukaryota; Metazoa; Arthropoda; Insecta; Diptera; Drosophilidae.